GGCUGAAUUGGUUAAUCAUCGGAAGCAGAAACAGGGACCGAACGAUCCCCUUCCCGGACACGACGCCCCUAUCGCUCGCUGCUUCCCGUGCCGCGUGUCAGCGUGCGCAAAGCUCACCCUCAUCGCCGCCGCCACCGCCGCCGCCGCUCAACCCCAUCCCGCCGGCCCGCCCUGCUCCAUGGCCGCCAAGUGGGCCCAGAAGACCGUCGUCAUCCCUGCCCAGCGCCGCGGCUGCCACCUCAUCACCCCCAAGGUUUUGAGGGAGAUUGAGGGAGAUCUCUCCGGGUUCAAGUGCGGCUUGGCGCAUCUGUUCCUGCAGCACACAAGUGCUUCCCUGACCAUCAAUGAGAACUAUGACUCUGAUGUACAGGCUGACACCGAAACAUUCCUUAACAAAAUUGUUCCAGAGGUCAGUGCUCUGAUUUUUUUUCUUGUCUUACUCCAAAGUGUGAUCACUUACGUGUUGCUUCACUAUGUGUUGAUUAUUGUCAGGGCCGCUCUGCUCCUUGGAAGCAUACUAUGGAAGGACCGGAUGACAUGCCAGCACAUAUUAAAUCAUCAAUGUUUGGUUGUGCUCUGGCGUAUGUGUUUGCUACCUUCCUUUUUCUCCCAUUUCAUUUCUCUUCUACUUUUUCUAAAAAUAAUAAUAAGCUGUAUUCUUGCUCUAAAUUUCUCCAGAAUUCCUAUAACUGAUGGACAUCUCAACCUGGGCACUUGGCAGGGUAUAUGGCUGUGCGAACAUCGUGAUCAUGCCAGCGCUCGUAAAAUCGUGGUCACCCUCAACGGAAUCUAAAGGGAGUAUUAGAAACCUGGAGAAAGGAGGAAUGCUGGCCGGCUUUAAGCACCGGCAUGGAAAAUCAGGACCUGAGAGCUUUGAACAUGUUGUGUACGGGUCGUCGGUCUUGUAUGUAUGAAUGAGUAGUGCAAAAUUUCAAUAAAUUGGGAGCCAACAUGAGUGUUCAAAAGAUGGGCGUACCCUACCCAGUUGUUUGAAUAGAACAUAAGAGUUUCUCGUCCAUGUAGCUGAAGAAAUCUGUCUUUUUUCAUUAUAAUAUGAAUGAAGAAAGAAACAUGCCUUGCAAA
Triticum aestivum (bread wheat) is the source of this 1083-nucleotide messenger RNA. RefSeq names its product UPF0047 protein YjbQ. The record is from RefSeq and is a predicted model, not a curated record. Bases 179 to 793 code for a protein of 204 amino acids. The transcript has 5 exons. NCBI's taxonomy places the organism in Eukaryota, Viridiplantae, Streptophyta, Magnoliopsida, Poales, Poaceae.